CCGGGCUAAGAAAUUUUUGUUGAUGGUUUCGGAAGUGAUAUUUUUAAAAGUUGAAAGUGUUCAAUAGAAUGUGGUUUUGAAUCAAAAAGGGCCUUACUAUUUGAAAGUGAUUGAAAAUGGUGCAUCUAUCAAAGUUUUUGUCCCGUUUUGGGAGAUUGGUUCAGCGAUCUCACUCAACUGUGGCUGGCAGUGAGAUUCCUAAUCCCAUAGUGCACAUUCCGGGUCAGGGAUCUUUGAAGGGUUCUUAUACGCAAAGUGCUUGGAGUGGUGCUACGAUACAGCAGUUCCUGAAUAUCCGUUAUGCCGAACCUCCAACCGGGGAGCGACGUUUCAAGGCCCCGGUUCCAGCUGAACCUUGGGAGGGAGUUUUGGACGUUUCGAAGCGUGGCAGAGCUUCGCCAUUCUAUGGCGAUUUAAAGAAAAUGACCCCAGAAGAGUUGAAAGAUAUAGAAGAUUGCGUCAGCUUGUGUGUCUACAGCAAAGAUCUGUCCGGCAAAAAGCCUGUUAUCGUUUAUAUCCAUGGUGGAGGAUUUUACAGCGGAAGUGCCGCUCAACAUCCUCCGGAAUACCUUCUAGAGAAAGACGUCGUUCUAGUAGUUCCUCAAUACCGAUUAUCUGCGCUAGGCUUUCUUUCAACCAAAACGGAAAACAUUCCCGGAAACGCUGCCAUGGCUGACAUGUUGCUGGCCUUCCAGUGGGUCCAGAAGUACAUCAGUUCCUUUGGAGGUGAUCCGGAAAAUGUGACAGCAUUCGGUCAAUCGGCAGGUGCCGCAAUGAUAUCAGCGCUCAUGUUUAGUCCAGUGGGACAGGACGAGUCCCUCUUCGGGAAAGUGAUCUUGAACUCCGGAUCUGGUUUGGCCAGUAGUUGGUCGGUGGAUUUUAACCCGGAACGAAACGCACGGGAUAUUGCACAGAGGGCUGGAUGUGAUAAAGGGGCGUCUCUGGCGGAAGUUGAAAAGUUUUUGAUGCAGUUGGAUGCGUACACACUGCUGAAAUGUUUUUCGCAGCAUAUGUGGCAGGGAACUCCGAAAGGAAUCAACAACAUCGGAGGUCAUCGGCUCACGAUUGGGGGACCCUCAGGCAUUCUGCCACAUACCCCUUAUUCGAUGAUGCAACGAGGCGGUGGCCGCAAGAAUCUCCCAAUGCUUACCGGGGUGGUUAAGAACGAGGGCUCGUUUGUGUUGGUAGAUAUUUUCACCAUCUUGGCCCAUCUGAAGCUGCUCGGGGACAAGGAAUUUGUGCAACACGAUAUGAUGGAAACGUUGGGACGCAUCCUGGCAUACACCGAUCACAGUAACGCUCUGGAGCCACUGACGGCAAUGGCGUUGUUCGAUACCGAAGCCAUCCGGGCCGGGGACCUCAAAAAGCUGAUACCGAACUUGAUUGAUUUGUGCGGAACAACCAUCAUCAAAGCUACAGUUUUGCGAUCGGCUCAGUACAACAGUCGCCACAGUCCAGAUAAAACGUUCAUGUACAGCUUCGACUACAAAGGGGAACAUACCCGUUUUGGAUACAACACAGACAUCAGCCGGAUUCCCUUCGAUGGGGGAGUCCAUCACCACAACGAUCUGCUGUACCUGUUUCCGUAUCCGAAGUCGGCGGCCAAGCUCAACGAAGCGGAUACCGAAAUUGCGAAAAAGAUGGUGGAUCUGUGGACAUCGUUUGCUAUCGAUGGAGUGCCCAAAUCGGAGGGAGUACCCGUAUGGCCUGCCUUCAAUCAAGUCUACGGCCCAUAUCUACACAUAGACAAACAGUUCAGCAUUGGAAACAAUUUCUUGGAUGAGUUCACGGUGACUUCUCGGGAGGCGAAGGCUAAGGCGUCGAAAAAAUAAAAUAAAGUGUUCUUCUACCAUUUGUAAAACAUUAGUUGUAAGGUAACUUUUAAUCGAGUAGAAUUAAUAAUCUGAUAUUGUGCCAAAUAAAACAUUAAAAACCUAUCUUUAGAUUAUAAAAAUGUCAAAAAAAUACAAUUGAAAUUUUGUAGCCUAUCGUAUGAUUUUGGUUUAUAUAUAGCUCCCUCGUUUUGUAACAACCAGCUAGCUCAGAGGACUCAGGGGAUAAUCAGGAUCGGCAACACACUUUCUGAGGCGAUCAACGACAGAGGACCAAGAAAGAUUUUGGAGGAAAAAUCAGGGGUCUAGUCGUGUAGAGCAGAGGUUUGUGCGUGAACCACGGGCUAUUACGAGAAGAGACCUCUAGUCUAUUUAAUAAGAGGUUUGAUUUCGAGUCGUCCGUCAGGGGAGAGAUCAGGCCUCGAGUCACCAAUAGCAGAGGUUUGGGUGUGCAUUCCGAAUCCUUACGACGAGAGAUCGGUCGUUGAAAGAGAGGUUGUACGGAGGUGAGGUAUUGCUGCAGGUGAUUUCGUUAACGAGUAUAAAGUGGAGCGCA
This is a messenger RNA of Uranotaenia lowii, 2388 nucleotides long. Its product is annotated as glutactin-like. NCBI's taxonomy places the organism in Eukaryota, Metazoa, Arthropoda, Insecta, Diptera, Culicidae. The record is from RefSeq and is a predicted model, not a curated record. The transcript has 4 exons. The coding region runs from base 117 to 1832 and encodes 571 amino acids.